AUGUGGCUUGACCUUUCAGAUAAUGCUUUGGAGGUGAUUUCUUCUACUUUUGGAAAUUUAUCUCUUGAAUAUCUAGACUUGUCUUUAAUCAAGUUUGAAGGUUCAACUUUUCCAGAAUUUGGUGCUUUCAAGAGCCUCAAAACAUUGAACCUUUCCAAUAACAUGCUGGUGGGAGAGUCCAACGCUGACUCUGACCUCCUCGUCGCCUUCAAGACUGGCGCCGAGCUCCUCUACGAGAUCCGCCUCCUUAGUGCCUUCCAGUGCAUCACCGUCGCACGCUUUCUCGUCGAGAAUCGGUGUGACGGGAAGGCUACGCAGGAGCUUGCACGUGCAAUGAAGGAUUUCCCUAGCAGGCACGGGGAUAAGGGGUGGGAGAGCUUCGACUACACUCUCCUCGAAGAUUGUCUUUCUUUUAUGUAUUACCGACAGAGUAGGGAGCACAGGAACCCAUCGAAGCAGAGGACGUCAGUGCUAGAGUAG
This is a messenger RNA of Glycine soja, 480 nucleotides long. RefSeq names its product rubisco accumulation factor 1.2, chloroplastic-like. Gene Ontology annotation, molecular function: protein binding. The transcript has 2 exons. Gene Ontology annotation, cellular component: chloroplast. The record is from RefSeq and is a predicted model, not a curated record. Bases 1 to 480 code for a protein of 159 amino acids. NCBI's taxonomy places the organism in Eukaryota, Viridiplantae, Streptophyta, Magnoliopsida, Fabales, Fabaceae.